CGGGCGGAAGUGACGACGCUGCGUGACGAGAGUUCCUGUUUGCGGAGGAGGAGAGGUGCCGCCGCCGCCGCUGCCGCCACUGCGCCGGGCUCCGCGCGGGAGGGUAACGGCCGCGCUGCCGAGGCUGCGGCGCCGGACUUUAAAGACCAGCUGUUGUUAACCAAGACAACUGUUGAAACAUGGUGGAUUACUAUGAAGUUCUGGGAGUGCAAAAGCAUGCCUCACCAGAAGAUAUUAAAAAAGCGUACCGUAAAUUGGCAUUAAAAUGGCACCCUGAUAAAAAUCCAGAUAAUAAAGAAGAGGCAGAGCGGCAAUUUAAACAAGUAGCUGAGGCCUAUGAAGUUUUAUCAGAUGCUAAAAAACGUGACAUCUAUGACAAAUAUGGAAAAGAAGGCUUAAUAAAUGGAAGUGGAGGGGGAAGUCACUUUGAUAAUCAGUUUGAAUUUGGAUUUACAUUCCGGAACCCAGAAGAUGUCUUCAGGGAGUUUUUUGGUGGAAGGGACCCCUUUUCAUUUGACUUCUUUGAAGAUCCUUUUGAGGACUUUUUUGGGGGCAGACGAGGUCCAAGGGGAAGCAGAAGCAGAGGUGGUGGAUCUUUUUUCUCUGCCUUUGGUGGAUUCCCUGCUUUUGGAAGUGGUUUUUCUUCAUUUGACACAGGUUUUACUUCGUUUGGUCCAUUGGGACAUGGAGGCCUCACUUCGUUCUCCUCUACGUCAUUUGGUGGCAGUGGGAUGGGUAACUUCAAAUCAGUAUCAACUUCAACUAAAAUAGUUAAUGGCAGAAAAAUUACUACGAAGAGAAUUGUUGAGAAUGGACAAGAGAGAGUAGAAGUUGAAGAAGAUGGCCAGUUAAGGUCGCUAACAAUAAAUGGCGAGGCGGACGAGGAGGCCUUCGCCGAGGAGUGCCGCCGGAGAGGCCAGCACGCGCUGCCCUCGCAGCCCGCCGCCGCCCCCCGCCUCCUGAAGCCGCACAAGCCCGCCGGCCCGCCCAGGUACGCCUGCCCCUCCGGCAGCGACGAGGCGGACGAGCAGGACCGAGCCCGCGGCGCCGGCAGCUUCGAGAGCCCUUUUUAUUUAUCAGGACACAAAGAAGGCAGCAAGAGGAGGAAGCAGAAGCAGAGAGAGGAACAGAAGAAGAAGAAGUCAACCAAAGGGAGUUACUAAAAUGGACUUCUUUGCGAUGCCAAAACCUUUAUAAUAAUGACAACUUACGUUACAUUUGAGCACACCUCCUUUGUGUAUAUUUUUUGAUUGUUCACACUGCUAGUAAGGAAGUGACUCGUGUUUAAAACUGUACUAAAAUUGCACUAUAUUAUUCUUUCUAGUUUCACGGAGUGGCUUUCUUGCCAGUCAGGUAGGGGAAUUCGUAUGAGGCUGAGCUUGGUUAGAAGUGUGUUAUGUUUGAAGAUGGGAAAGCGUUGCAGAGUUUCUUACCUCUUCCUUCCCUGGGACUAAAACUACUCUAGUCCAGUGUGCGUUUGUUUUCUCGGCUCACGAGGCUUGUGAAAACACCUCUUUGUUCGGUUGCUGUAGCGUCACCCGGCCCAUCCAACGAAGGGUGACGCCUCAAUCCCGUCGCUCACGGCACUGAGAGCAGGGUUGAGGCACUAGCUCUUUUACAGUCACUUAUGCAAACCUUAUGAAUUACUUUUACGUUUUUUUUUUUCCCCAGGUUGGGCAGCGAAGGUUUGUCCCUGUUAUUGAAAUGUUCCUUCAUUUUAAAUUGUAUCGUGACGUUAUAUCCUCUCAUUUUAAGAAAGCUAGGAUGUUGGCAGUCUCCAGUAAGCACUCCUACUGAUUUCUUUAAACAUAAUAGACUCCCUAUGAAUCAUUUAGUGAAAUCAUUCCUUAUUUUAAAAUUUUUAGUUUGUGGAAUUAGAGACAAGUGAUCUAACUGCGACUUUAAAACUGCUCUUUGUUUCUGCUGAGUAGAUUUUAGAUAACAAACAUUUUUUCAGGAUCCGGAGAAGAUUUUUAUCAAGUUGUUUCUGCAAGAACAUGCACCUUUAUGUAUGGAAGUAUUUUACAUCAGUUUUAUUGCAGGACUAAUUUUUUUUAGCUUGAAAAUAUUUCUUCAGUUUCAAAGAAAUAUAUAUUUUCUGGCAAGAUUACUUCCUUGCUUCCCAUGGUUGUCUCACGUGCAUGAUACAUUGCUUCUUUUAACCAUGCAGUUUGUGUAGAGUCCUGUUGCCUUAAGCACUUACCUGCAUGUUUCCUGUCAGUAUGUUGCCUCCUCUUUUAACCUCCAAGUAGAAGCUAUCAGUCCGUGGUUUUGUUUUGUUUCUUUUGUCUUUUCCUCUUGCCGAUAUGUUGUUGAUGUAACGAACUUGAACUUAAACCUGGCAAUAUUGAAAUUCCACAGUUCCUGGAGAAACUCACUCAUCCUAACUUUAAAAAGAAAAAUGUAGCGAUGCAAAUGAUGUAAGGAAGACGCUAAAGGAAAAUCAAGUCUGCUUUCUAGCCUGGUUCGAUAUAAAGGAUUCUGAUGUCUGUGGUAUUCGAAUGGUUUAACUUCUCGUGCUUACGUUAUGUAAUGUAACCUUAAGCAAACAUAUAACCUUACGUGAGCUCUGUUAAGGUAUUUAAAUUAUGGUUAAUAUGAAAUAAGACUGAGUACUGGUUUUCUGUCACUUAAGUACCACUUUAUUUUUUGUUUUGUGCAGUGUUACUAAUAUUUAAAAAUAAAGAAAAUUCUCCUUUA
Rhea pennata is the source of this 2700-nucleotide messenger RNA. It is a transcript of the gene DNAJB6, whose product is annotated as DnaJ heat shock protein family (Hsp40) member B6. The coding region runs from base 180 to 1163 and encodes 327 amino acids. NCBI's taxonomy places the organism in Eukaryota, Metazoa, Chordata, Aves, Rheiformes, Rheidae. The record is from RefSeq and is a predicted model, not a curated record. The transcript is spliced from 10 exons. Gene Ontology annotation, molecular function: Hsp70 protein binding.